AUGAAGAAUCUACUUAGGAUCAUUUGUGGGGAUAUUGUAUUUUUUUUUUCAGCCUUUGAGGAAAGGCCUAGCAUAAGACUAGAAACCGUUAAAACGAGGUUGACGAUGACAGAUCCACGUACUAGAACAGGUCGUCAUACGAUGACUUUUGAAACGUUAGCAUCCGCUGUUGAGAUCACCAACAUCCCACAGGAGUGGACUACGGAGACCAUCACGUCUGUUGUUGUUGGGUCGGGUCCAAUUGUACAUUUUUCAUCCAAACUUGAGCCAAGAACCGGCAAGUUGAACUCUGUAAUUAUCCAUUACAAAACAGCUAAGGAGUGCCAGCGUGCAUUCCACUUGUUAGAGAAGAUAGACAGAUUUCCGUGUUUUCUUAAGAGAAUAAUACCUCAGGAUGUUUUACUCAACGGCGUCAACGAAGACGAACAGAAAGAUGAAAUACAACUCACAAGAGAUAAUUAUCCAUGGGAUGCUGGUUUGGAACUACCCUUCGAAAUGAUUACUGAGGUUCCGUUAUCCAGGCGACCAUUGCAACCAAAACCACAAAUGCCAGUUUCUAAUGAAAACGUGACAAUUCCUGAUAUAUUGAGUAAAGCUUCUCAACAAUUACCACCAUUACAAGAAGACAUAUUGUCCAAAGCAGAUGCAGUGUCUAAGAACUUGAGCAAAAUUCCUCCAUUACAAUUGAUAGAAAUUAUUUCAAAUCUGAAGAUCUUGGCGAGCCAAGAUGCUACAAGGAGAACGCAAUUAGAAAAUUUUCUAAGAACUAAUCUUGAUAUUUCAAUAUCUGUAACGCAAGCCAUGCUAGAGAUAGGUUUAAUAAAUUAUGAUGUAGUUACACAAGUGAUGAAGAAACACAUGGACUCAUCUAAUGUGAGUAACUAUUCCGGUACAAAUAUGACGAUGAAUGGGACAAGAAUGCCAAUGAACAUGGCGCCAGUUCCACCAAUUGGAAUGCCAAACAUGCAACAGCCACAUUUCAUACCAAAAAACCCACAGAUGCCAUUCACACCUCCUGCAUUCAAUAAUAUCAACUCAUAUCCAUUCAUGGGCCAAUCUGCAAUGCCUCAAAUGCCACAACUCUCACAAAGGUCACAAAUCCCACAAAUCCCACAAAUCCCACAAGUAUCGCGAAUGCAACCAGUAGCCCAGAUACCGCAGAUGCCACAGAUGUCACAGAUGCCACAGAUGCCACAAAUGACACAGAUGCCACAGAUGCCACAAAUGACACAGAUGCCACAGAUGUCACCGCCUCCAAUGCAACCAUCCCCUCCAAGCAUAAAUUACGGGAAGUUGAAUGCAUUGCCCUCAGAUCAACAGACAAUGAUCAAACAGGUAUUGGAAUUGACACCCAAACAAAUCACAUUACUGCCAGAGGACCAACGUAUAAUGGUAACAAACUUGCAAAACGAAUAUCGUAUUUAA
This is a messenger RNA of Tetrapisispora phaffii CBS 4417, 1425 nucleotides long. It is a transcript of the gene PTI1, whose product is annotated as cleavage polyadenylation factor subunit PTI1. Gene Ontology annotation, cellular component: mRNA cleavage and polyadenylation specificity factor complex. The record is from RefSeq and is a predicted model, not a curated record. The coding region runs from base 1 to 1425 and encodes 474 amino acids. Lineage: Eukaryota; Fungi; Ascomycota; Saccharomycetes; Saccharomycetales; Saccharomycetaceae. The transcript has a single exon. Gene Ontology annotation, molecular function: mRNA binding.